Messenger RNA from Anastrepha obliqua, 1314 nucleotides. RefSeq lists its product as uncharacterized. NCBI's taxonomy places the organism in Eukaryota, Metazoa, Arthropoda, Insecta, Diptera, Tephritidae. The record is from RefSeq and is a predicted model, not a curated record. Bases 1 to 1248 code for a protein of 415 amino acids. The transcript has 3 exons.
AUGAAUUGGCAACGCAUUUUACGUAUAAGCAACUGUUUCCUGCUACUCACUGGUUUUCAGCUAUACAGUUUUGAACCGAACAGACAGCGUUAUCAUCUAUCCCUAUGGGGUCUUAUUAAUUUCAUCGUCCUUACACUUUUCUAUAUUAUCUGCGUGAAUCAGCACUUCAUACACUCACCGCUACUACGGAUUUUCCACGAUGUGUCACCAUUUCUCUGGAAGCUGAUCCGUGUACAAUUAAUGCUGGGUCUGAUGGUUUUCAUAUUCCGGCUGUUUGCAAUGGCUGAAGUUGGGCGUGCAUGCAAUAGUAUUGCAUGCUUUUCCUCGCGAGUAUUUGCGCGAAAAUUCACCAUAGAGGAGGCAUUUGCUUAUUUUUUAGUAUUCUCAACAUUUCUGCUUACAUUUUGCUUUGCUUUGUACAUUGCCUAUGAAAUGGAAUUCAAACUGCCGCCUUGGGAUAAUAUUUUCAUAGGCUUUGGACUAUCCAUUCCACACUUGGCUUUGGCAGGCGCUUUGAAAUUAUACACACUUAACUGUUGGUUCAUGCGCGAAGAGUUACUGGAGCUGAAUACGGAAUUGCAGGAUGUACUGAGGACGGAACAAUUGGUAGCUGAGGUGAAAAUUGCGGACGACAAGAUUGAAAUGGAAGUUAGUGCUAGUGCACUAAAUGCUUAUGUGAGAAUGCCAGUAAAAGAUAAGCAAAAACGAUUGGAUCAGUACUAUGGACGAUUAGAACAGUUGUCUGACGAAAUACAAAUUGUGAAUACAGCAUUGGAUAAGGAGUUGUUUCUAUUGUUAGUGAUGAACAGUUUUUGUCUACUGGCGGGAGUUUAUACGUUGGUCUAUUUCGAAGCUAGUUGGCAUAUAUUUUUCUCUCCAUCCUGGAGGCGUAUUUUCUAUGCCGCCAACAUUGCGAUUUACGUGCUAAUCUUCUGGGAUUAUUUGUGUUUGUGCACAAGCGUAAGCCUUUACAACAAAGUGAAAUCCCAAUUGCUUGUGGGUGUACAAGGGGUUUUAAAAUCAAAAAACUUCAUAGAAAAACCCACUCGUACUGCACUGAAACGUAUACAAAAUCUGUUAGCCUCCAAGCUCAGGCUGCUAUUAUUUCAAGCUGUGGAUAUAAACAUUGCGAACUUGUUGAUGGUACACAUUGUUCUGGGAAUAGUUAUAUCACUAAUUGUGAUGUAUAAAUAUUUGAACGAUCAAAUUUGUUCCAUAGUCACACAAUUGACCGAUAGCGAUGACUAACAAUUAGCGCUAUACACAUUCUUAAUAGCAGAACAAGUUUAAAAUAAUAAAAUACUCGGCUAAAUG